Messenger RNA from Suillus paluster, 601 nucleotides. RefSeq names its product Rdx family-domain-containing protein. The record is from RefSeq and is a predicted model, not a curated record. Bases 6 to 440 code for a protein of 144 amino acids. The transcript has 4 exons. NCBI's taxonomy places the organism in Eukaryota, Fungi, Basidiomycota, Agaricomycetes, Boletales, Suillaceae.
CCACGAUGGCAGAAAUGGCUGGCGCAUCCUGUCCUUUGCCCAUUGAACAAGAUAAUGCAGUUUCUAGCGAGCAACCCAAAGGAAAUCUUGCUCUUGACUCGUCGACCUUUGUUCCACCAAUUCCACUGGUGUCACCCAGCAUUAUCAUAGAAUUCUGCGACCGCUGUCGAUGGCUCCAUCGAGCGACCUGGGUUUCCACAGAGUUGUUCCUUACAUUCCCGCCUCCAGCCUUGAAGGCAAUAACAAUCAUUCCUCUAAACUCUGAGGAAACUGGAGGUCGUUUCAGGGUCUGGCUCAAUCUCGAAGGCAGUCUCCCACACUUGAUGUGGGACAGGAAGAUCGAAGGUGGUUUCCCCGAACUGAAAAAUCUGAAGCAACGUAUCCGCGACCACGUACAACCUGGCAAAUCGUUAGGUCAUUCGGACAAAAAGAGUGAAUGACGGGUCGAAGACCCUUGUGGAAAUUAUUCGAAGCGGUUUUUGAAUACAUAAGUGGAUUAUGUUGCAUACUACGUCACAAUAGUAGAGCAGUAACUUGGCAGUAACUCUAAUGUAAAUUAUAGUGAGAAUGUUGUUGAAUGAGCUCGGGGCCUCGGCAGGCG